Molecule: messenger RNA, 775 nt
Organism: Ipomoea nil (Japanese morning glory)
Lineage: Eukaryota; Viridiplantae; Streptophyta; Magnoliopsida; Solanales; Convolvulaceae
Product: NAC domain-containing protein 45-like
Exons: 2
Coding region: 56-655 (199 amino acids)
Biological process (GO): regulation of DNA-templated transcription
Molecular function (GO): DNA binding
Source: RefSeq, a predicted model, not a curated record
UAUAAAAACGUAAUUCUAUUCUCAUUGUAAAACACAUACACAACUUCAUCGUACUAUGGCCCACCCCAAGAUUCCAACCGGUUACAGAUUCCGUCCGACAGACAUGGAGCUCCUAGGUUUUCUAGCCUUAUUUGUUACCGGAAGUUUAUCAUUGUCGUGGUAUCCGAUGAAGGAGAAGAAUCUGUACAGCGGGGAGGAGCCAUGGCAGCUGUUUGGGAACUCAAAAGAGAGGAUUCGCUAUUAUUUCACGCCGUUGAAGAAGAAGAAUCCUCGCAAUUCACGGUACCGGCGGACCAUCGGAGAUGGGAAAGGUACCUGGAAGGCUCAGGAUAAAGGUAAACCCAUAUUUAAAUCUGGACGAAUUAUGGGAUAUAAAAGGAGUUUGAGGUAUGAAAAUAAAGGAUCAGAACAUGAUGGGCAAUGGCUCAUGAAGGAGUAUUAUCUUCCUGAUACGGUCAGAAAAAACCUUAAAGUACCAUUAAAGGAUAUAGUUCUUUGUCGAAUCAAAAGGAAACAAAAUUGGGACAGCAAAAAUCAUGAAAGUGAAUCGACAACAACAAACGACAUUAGAGAUAUCAUCGGCGAUUUGUCUACUCCAGCAACACCCGAACCUUCUGAGAGUGAGACAACUACAUUAACAUUAUUAGCUCUCUGAUCUAGAGAGAGAACGUUGAUUGGCCGAUUGACUAUGAUGAGGUUGGGUCUAUGGGAUGGGGCUAAACUCGUUGUUAAUGUUUUCCAAUGUAUCACAUGAUUAAAUUGUGUCUGAUCGAUA